AUGUUCGGUCGCAUUGGAGGCCAGGCACUUCGCUGUGCUACUCGUCGCCCGAUUGCGCGCCGCAAUCUCCCUGGUCGCAAGUUCUCCCAUGCUGCGGCGAAUGCAUCCGCUGCUCCGGCGCCGUCACCUCUCGGGGGCAUCACGGUUGAAUUGGAUCGCAUUGCGCCCCGGUUCGAGAUUCAAGCUAGCCAGGUCACAAUAUUGAAUUCCCCGGCCCAGUUCUACUCGACUCUUAAGCACAAAAUCCGCAAUGCCCGGAGGCGCGUUUACCUCUCGACGCUCUACAUCGGCAAGACUGAGUACGAAUUGAUCGAUACCAUAGCAGAUGCUCUGCGCGAAAACCCCGACCUACAAGUCUCUGUUCUCUCCGAUGCGCUACGCGGUACACGAGAAACUCCCCACCCGUCAUGCGCAUCACUACUUUGCUCGUUGGUGGAGGAAUUUGGUCCUGAGCGAGUGGACAUUCGGAUGUAUCACACUCCCAAUUUGACGGGCCUGAAGAAGAAACACAUUCCUCGUCGGAUCAAUGAGGGCUGGGGCUUGCAACACAUGAAGCUGUACGGAAUUGACGACGAGAUCAUCAUUUCCGGGGCAAACCUGUCCGAUGAUUACUUCACCAAUCGUCUAGAUCGAUACCAUGUGUACAGUUCCAAGGCAUUGGCAGAUUACUACGCUCGUAUCCACCACGGCGUCUGCAGUCUAAGCUUCCAGGUCUUGCCAGACCCUAACAACACCUCCGCCUAUCUCCUGGAAUGGCCCAAAACCAAUGGAUCGCCAUCACCCUUGGACAGCCCCGAAGACUUCAUCGGAUACGCGACAACCAUUCUCAAUCCCCUAAUUCAAGCCUCCGACAACAAACCUAUCCUCCCCUCCACCUCUAGCCAAACCUUUGUAUACCCCGUGGCACAAUUCACCCCACUCCUCAAGCCCGACACUUCCACCGAGUUUCCGGCUGUCACCAGCAUCCUCCGCCUCUUGUCCGAAUCAUCUGCAUUCGCCGGAGCCCGUUGGCUCUUCACCGCGGGCUACUUCAACAUUCACCCCGUUCUGUCCUCGCUAUUGAUUGCCAGCACAUCAACCAACCCCAAAGCCCCAUCUAAUACACAAGGCACAGUUCUGACUGCCUCACCGUGGGCUAAUGGAUUCUACGGCUCACCAGGUAUCUCAGGCAUGCUACCAGCAGCCUAUACCCACCUUUCCGCACGGUUCCUCGAUCGUGUUGCCGCCGCUCAAGCGACCAACUCCAUUCAGCUGAGGGAAUGGCGCCGCGGUACUGUCGGAACACCGGAAGGAUGGACUUACCACGCCAAAGGUCUCUGGAUCACGUUGCCGAACGAAGAGUAUCCCAGUCUCACCUUUGUUGGCAGCAGUAACUAUACGAAGCGGAGUUACAGUCUUGAUAUCGAGGUCGGCGCGCUGGUCGUCACAAAUGAUCAGGAACUGAAGCGCAAACUCGGUGAAGAGACGGAAAUUCUCCAGGCGGAUUCCAAGCCCGUCUCGCGUGAGGACUUGAUGCGCACAGAACGCCGCGUAGGCUGGAACGUGCGGUUAGCCAUGUGGAUCGUCGAGAAAGUCGGCGGAGCUCUUUAG
Penicillium pulvis is the source of this 1590-nucleotide messenger RNA. Its product is annotated as CDP-diacylglycerol--glycerol-3-phosphate 3-phosphatidyltransferase. Gene Ontology annotation, molecular function: CDP-diacylglycerol-glycerol-3-phosphate 3-phosphatidyltransferase activity. The coding region runs from base 1 to 1590 and encodes 529 amino acids. Lineage: Eukaryota; Fungi; Ascomycota; Eurotiomycetes; Eurotiales; Aspergillaceae. Gene Ontology annotation, cellular component: mitochondrion. The transcript is spliced from 3 exons. The record is from RefSeq and is a predicted model, not a curated record. Gene Ontology annotation, biological process: cardiolipin biosynthetic process.